Molecule: messenger RNA, 1068 nt
Organism: Miscanthus lutarioriparius
Lineage: Eukaryota; Viridiplantae; Streptophyta; Magnoliopsida; Poales; Poaceae
Source: the annotation of a GenBank genome assembly
AUGGCGGCGGCGAUGCUGCUAGGUCGGGAUGAGGCGGAGGCGCCUGUAGAGAUAGAGAGGGAGCACGGGGAGAAGCGGAGUGAGUGCGGAGUGCUCAUGCGACACUCUGGGCACCAUUUUAGAGGGAGAGAGAGACCGCAGGAGGAGAGGAAAGGUCGGUCAAGGAGCUCGGCCCAUGCCGACAAUGGCGGAUCUCCCGACUCGGCGCCGCAGACGAGCGCGCUCGGGGUGAGGGGCUGCGCGCCAGAGAAAGGGUCCGCGGGUGCUCGGGUCGUGCAGGGACGCGGGAGAAGGGUGCGCCAGCUGCAGCAGGCAACUACUACUAGUAACAUUAAUAUUCCUUCUGCAUCAGCUGUUGUUGCUGGUGAAGGCAAUCUUCUCCAGUAUAGACAAGCCAUGGCCGCAGAAGCGCUUUCCGAAGGAGGUGGAAGCCGCGAUGGUAGCGCCCCAGCAGCGCAAGCCAACGUCCAACCGAGGUCCAUGUCUGAGCGCUCCAAGCUGCUGAGGAUCCCAAAGCCAGAGCCAGGGCUCAGGUGCCCGCGCUGUGACUCCACCAGCACCAAGUUUUGCUACUUCAACAACUACUCCUUCGCGCAACCGCGCCACUUCUGCCGUAACUGCCAUCGCUACUGGACGCGCGGCGGCGCCCUCCGCGACGUCCCCGUCGGCGCUCCGUACAGACGCCGCCGAGCCAAGGGCAGCAAGCCCACUGCUGCAGCCACUGCAGCAUCGGCAUCAUCUGCAGCACUGGUGAUGACUUCGUCGUGCACCACAAAUGUCGUCCGGCUCGCGCCCACUCCACAACAAGCUACGGCGAGCAGCAGCGCGUCGCCGCUCCUGCCACAGUUGUACGGGCUCGCCAGCAUGGACACCCCGAAUGUUGGCUCGAAAUUUUCAUGGCCCGGGGCUGCUAAUCUGUUGGUGGUCUCGGCCGGUGGAGGGCUGUAUCGGAGUCGAAGAUGGAGCAGCUGUGGGGAACGCUAUCGCAGUCUUCGCAGAUGCACAGGCUCCCAGUAUUCUCGCACGCUAUUGAUCAGCAGCAGGGGCCGCCAGUUGCUGUGCCGGUGA